AUGCCUUCUCACGGCGUACCUGCGGCGGAGGCACUUCUAGCCUCCGGCCGAAACCCCGAGAAGCUAAGCCUCCCAGCACUUCAAUCAAAGAUGAAGUGCGACCCCGAGGGCUACGAAUCAGAGCUACUCCUUAUCCGCAGCCAAUUCAACUCCUCACUCGAACUCUUCCAGCAACAAGCCGCUAUGAACUUCACUUCCAUCUCCGGAAUCAGUAACGAUCCCACCAUUGCCAAAGAUCUCGCCGAGAAAGCCAUGUUCCUCUCCCACAUGACCAGAUUCUACCCUAACCACCUCGCUGAUUUCCCUCUCAAACUCGCUGAUUUACUCGGAUGCGCCGCACGUACGCUUCCUUCUGGACUUCGUAAAGACCUAGCGAGUUCUCUUAUUCUGCUUAUCAAUCGAGAGAUUGUUAAUAUUAAAGAUACGCUUCCGUUGUUCAUGGACCUUCAAACCCUAGGCGAUAAACCGUUGAGGGAGUUGGCCUUUAGUCAUGUUGUUAAAAGCAUAAAGAGGAUGAACAUAAAGCGUAAGGACGAAGCUAAAAACCGUGCACUUCAGAACAUUCUUUUUACCAUGCUACAGGAUGAGGAUGAAGGCCGGGCCAAGAGGGCACUUGUGACUCUGUGCGACCUUCACAAAAGACAAAUAUGGUUUGAUGAGAGAACAGCAAAUGCAAUUUGCACUGCUUCCUUCCAUUCAUCUUCAAGAAUCUUGAUAGCAACAUUGUGUUUUCUUCUGGAUUAUGAGAAAAUUGAAAACUACCACGAUAGUGAUGACUCAGAUAGUGAUGAGGAAUUGACUGUAACACCUCAAGUUAUGCUUACAAGGGAGACUGUUUACAAGGCAAGUCACCAAGGCACAUCAGCUAGCAAAAAGAAAAAGAAGAAGAAAUUAGACCGCAUAAUACGCGGCAUGAAAAAGAAACAGCGUGGUUCGUCUGAAAGGGCCAACAACAUCUAUUAUUCACCACUCAACCAUCUGAAAGAUCCCCAGGGUUUUGUUGAGAAGCUGUUCUCUCGUCUGCAGAAAUGUAACGAACGAUUUGAGGUCAAGAUGAUGAUGUUGAAAGUGAUUGCUCGAACAGUUGGGCUUCACCAUUUAAUUUUACUUAACUUUUACCCUUAUCUUCAGAAAUAUAUCCAGCCCCAUCAACGAGACGUUACAAAUUUGCUUGCAGCAGCAGUCCAGGCUUGCCACGACGAGGUUCCUGCAGAUGAUGUUAUGCCCUUGUUCAAACAAAUUGUUAAUCAAUUUGUACAUGAUCGCUCACGCCCAGAGGCUAUCACCGUUGGAAUAAAUGCUGUAAGGGAAAUGUGCCUGCGUAUACCACUGUUAAUGAGUGAAGAUUUACUGCAAGAUCUUGCCCUCUAUAAGAAGUCACAUGAGAAGGGAGUUUCAAUAGCAGCUCGAUCUUUGAUUACAUUAUUCCGAGAGAUUUGCCCUUCACUACUAAUUAAGAAGGACCGAGGGCGGCCUACUGACCCCAAAGCUAGACCAAAGGCUUAUGGAGAAGUCAAUAUUGCGACUGACGUUCCUGGUGCUGAACUGUUGCAGAAUAGUGACGAUGAUGUUGAGCAGGAUGGUAAUAAUUCUGAUGAUUCUGCAUAUAGUGACUCAGACAAUGACCAGGAAGAUGAUCAGGCAAGUUUAAAUCUCAACGAUGAGAACCAGCCAGGCAGUGAUAACACUGGAAGUGAUGACGAUGAAGACAAAGAUCCUGAUACUGUAUCAGAUGAUGAAAACGAUGGAAGUUCUGAUUAUGAAACCAUUGACGAUGUUGAAGAUGAGGAUGAUGAUCUAGAAGACAGUGAAGAGGCCGAUGAAGAGGAUGAUGAGAUUUCAAAUCUUGGAGAUGAUCUGCAUACUCCUAGUCAUGAUGGAAGUGCUGAUACAAAAACUACAUUAAAUGACUCAACUAAAAAGAGGAAGUUUAGAGAUUUCAAUGAUCAACUUACAUCUGCUGAUACAAGUCUCCGGGCUUUGAAGAAAUUGGCAGGAACAAUAGAGAAUGCCCUACCAGAAAAGGAUGAUGGAAUUCUUUCUAAUGAAGACUUCCAGAGGAUCAAGGAACUGAAGGCAAAAAAAGAAGCAAGAACUGCAUUAGUGCAACAUGGGCUUGUAAAGUCAUCAACAAAUAAGAUUCCUAGCUCUGAUCAACUAAGUUUAAAGCGAGUGGAUGGUUCCAUGCUUGAAGCUCAUGUAAAGAAAAAGCUUAACAAGGAGGAGAGGUUGGCAAUGGUUAGAGCAGGGAGGGAGGAAAGAGGACAGUAUCAUUCUCGGGCAGCUGUAAAACAGAAAAAGACGGGUGGUCUAAGUAACAGACAAAAGGAACACAAGAAAAGUAUGCCGCUAAUUGCGAAGAGGAACAAGAUAGCAAGAGUUAAGCUAGAGAAAAAGAUAAAAAGGCAGAGGUCUGGCAAACAAUUCCGGGGGAGGAAAGCGUGGCAAUAG
Molecule: messenger RNA, 2451 nt
Organism: Vicia faba (fava bean)
Lineage: Eukaryota; Viridiplantae; Streptophyta; Magnoliopsida; Fabales; Fabaceae
Source: the annotation of a GenBank genome assembly